GAUGAGUUAUAAGCCAAUAUCUAACGAUUAGCAUCCCUUAGACAUAGUAGAUGAUGAUGGAGAAUUAGAUAUUGUACUUAAAAGGUAAGAAAAACCUAGGCCUAGUUAAAAAUCCUUUUUAAUCUGGAUUGUCAUAGUCACAUUUCUUGGUGCCAUUCUUAUAUAUAUUGGUUAGAGUAAUUCAACAGGCAAUGGAUAAAAUAAAACUGGCAAAAAUAAAAUUUAAAAUUAUACAAAAGUAAAUAAAACAAGUAAUACGUGUUUUAAUUUAAAGUUAUUCCUGAUCACAAUGAUAAAAUAAUGGACUCUAAAGAAGAUUAAAUUUAACUUGAAGAUAAUAAUUUAAUUGAUAUAAAUAUGAGAAAUGAUUCAUAAAAAAAAUCAGAAAAUAAUAAUUAAACAUAGAAUCAAACAACUAAAGAAGAGGAUAAAUAAGAAAAUUAAGAGGAAGAAAAUAAUAUAGAUUUUGAAGGUAAAUAAAUAAAAAACCAUAAAUUUUAGAAUUAUAAAAAUAAACAGAUUAAUUAAAUAAAGAAAUAAAAGAAUAUUAUAAAAAUAAGAAUGAAACAUAGAAUGUAGAUAUAAUUAAUGAAGUUUAAAAAGAUCCUAGAUAUGGUGAAAUACUAUGUGAAAGUGGUUAUUAUAUGAAUAAAGAUGAAAAGAAAUGUAAAAAAUGUGAAGAUAGAUGUGCUGAGUGUAUGCAUAUUAUUGGAACUUGUUAUAAAUGUUAAAAUGAAGUAUCAAUUAUUCAUAUUAAGAGUACUACUUAAACAAUUAUGGUAAAUGUAUCUAAAAAUGUGAAGGAAAACAUGAUUCAAGUAAUCUAUUAUUAUCAGAUGAUAAUAAAAAUUAAAGCAUUCCUAUUUGUUUAGGUAAUAAUCAAACUUCUUCACUUUUUAUGUCAGUUUAAAAGUCUAAUAAUACUCAUUUUGUUUUACCUUAUUUGAUCAUUCAUCCAGCUACUACUGUUUCAUUAAUGUAUCAUAACAAUUAUCCUCUUGUUUAUUAUUUUAAUAAAGACAUCUUCAAUUUUGAGGAUGAAAUGAAAUUGAAUGAUAUUAUCACUUAAGCUUAAGAAAAAUAAUUGAUCGUUAUAAUAAUAGGAUCUCAUACUUUAUAUGAUUUCUCAUUAUUCAAUAACUUUUUAUUUUAAGAGGCCUUAUAAAAUAUUGAGCAUUUAGUUAAGGCCAAAAGUUCAACUUUUAGAUCUUUUUUUGGUUAAGAUUACAAUGCAUAUGGAGUUAUUAGAGAAUAUUAAUCAUAGUACAAAAAUAAUUCUGUUGAUUUAGUAAUAUCAGAUGAUCCUGUAGAAAUAGAUCAGUAUAUCAUUUAUCCAUAUUAAUAGUGAAUACUUGGAAUCUAAUUUAUUAGUGACUCAUGAACAACAUUAUACGGAUUAUAAUUUUGAAUCAUUAUAAGGAGCUUAAUCAUAAAAGACUACUGUAAUUUUGUUAUUCCACACAAAAAAUGAAUAAGAUCAAAAGGAUUAUUGUUCAAGAUUUCUUUAUGUUUCUUUCUUGUAAUGUGCAGUUAGAGAUAUUUAAAUAGAUCACAUUUAAAGAAUGAGAUAAGGAUUUGAAUUAAUUUCAUAAUUUGUUGUAUAACCAGAUUUAUGA
This is a messenger RNA of Paramecium pentaurelia, 1616 nucleotides long. NCBI's taxonomy places the organism in Eukaryota, Ciliophora, Oligohymenophorea, Peniculida, Parameciidae. The record is from the annotation of a GenBank genome assembly.